Molecule: messenger RNA, 2918 nt
Organism: Mastomys coucha (southern multimammate mouse)
Lineage: Eukaryota; Metazoa; Chordata; Mammalia; Rodentia; Muridae
Gene: Nvl
Product: nuclear VCP like
Exons: 23
Coding region: 92-2659 (855 amino acids)
Biological process (GO): ribosome biogenesis
Cellular component (GO): nucleus
Molecular function (GO): preribosome binding; ATP hydrolysis activity; ATP binding
Source: RefSeq, a predicted model, not a curated record
CACGCGUGGGCGGAGCUUCCGGUGCGGUGGAGAAAGUGGCGGUGGCAGGCUUUUCCGGUAACGUGCGGCGCCCGUGCCUGGCAGCAGCAUCAUGAAACCCAGGCCCGCGGUUUUCAUAGACAGGAAACUGAAGCAACGGGUCAUUCAGUACCUCACUAGUAAUAGAUGUGGCAAAUAUGUGGACACUGGAAUCUUAGCAUCCGACUUGCAAAGAAUGUACAGUGUAGAUUAUGGUCGAAGAAAAAGAAAUGCUUUUAGGAUUCAGGUAGAAAAGGUAUUUAAUGUAAUUAGUAGUGAGAAAGAACUUAAGAAUCUUAAAGAACUAGAAGAUGGACAUCUGGCAAAAAGAGCAAGACAAGAUGAAGAGGAUGAGUACACUGAAAGCUAUUCUGAUGAUGAUUCAAACAUGGAAGACUACCCAGAUCAGCAGUCAGCAAAUCACAUGAACAGUUCCCUGCUCUCUUUGUAUCGGAAAGGAAACUCUGACUCUGUUUCAACCGCUCCGAAAUUGGAACAGAGCAAAGCCACCACUUCUGCCCCACUGCUGACAUCUAAAACGGACUCCAUGCCACUGAAAACCCCUGCCCAAGGAUCUGAGGGAGGAUGGUUUAUUGACAAAACCCCAGGCGGAAAGAAAGAAAGCCUUCCCUUGGACCUAUCAGAUGACCAAAGCAACUAUAAAAAGCAGGACUCUGAGAUUCAGGAUUCAAAAGACUCUUCUCUUCUGGAAGGUGAUAAGAAAAGGAAAGGUGGGGCAAAGGGCAAAGGAAACAAGAGAAAAACAGAGGAUCUUCAAGAAGUAGAUGGAGAAAUAGAAGCUAUUCUGCAAAAGAAAGCUAAAGCAAGGAGUACAGAGUUGCAGAUUUCCAAUGUGAAGUUUGAAGAUGUUGGAGGCAAUGAUGCAACAUUAAAAGAAGUCUGCAAGAUGCUCAUCCACAUGCGUCAUCCGGAGGUAUACCAGCACCUGGGUGUCGUGCCCCCUCGUGGAGUCCUCCUGCAUGGUCCACCAGGCUGCGGGAAGACCUUACUUGCACAUGCAAUCGCGGGGGAGCUUGACUUGCCGAUUCUGAAAGUGGCUGCCCCGGAGAUCGUGUCAGGAGUUUCUGGAGAGUCUGAGCAGAAGCUCAGAGAUUUGUUUGACCAGGCUGUGUCAAAUGCACCAUGUAUUGUUUUCAUUGAUGAAAUUGAUGCAAUUACCCCCAAAAGAGAAGUUGCUUCAAAAGAUAUGGAACGAAGAAUUGUAGCUCAGCUUCUAACCUGCAUGGAUGAUCUGAAUAACCUGGCAGCUACAGCCCGGGUCCUCGUUGUUGGAGCUACUAACCGGCCAGACUCAUUGGAUCCCGCUUUGAGACGUGCAGGAAGGUUUGACCGAGAGGUCUGCUUGGGAAUCCCGGAUGAGGCAGCCAGAGAAAGAAUUCUCCAAACGUUGUGCCGAAAACUGAGGCUUCCAGAAACUUUUAAUUUUUGUCACUUAGCACACCUAACGCCAGGCUUUGUUGGUGCUGAUCUGAUGGCCCUUUGCCGAGAGGCAGCCAUGUGUGCGGUCAAUAGGGUCUUGAUGAAACAGCAGACGCAGCAGAAGAAAAAGCCUGAGACUGAAGGCUUGCCCUCUGAAGGAGACCAGGAGGACAGGCUGGGAGCUGAGCCCCCUUCUGAAGCUCAGGAUGAAUUGCAAAGGCUGUUGGGGUUGCUAAGAGACCAAGAUCCCCUCUCAGAGGAACAGAUGCAAGGACUGUGCAUUGAAUUAAAUGAUUUCAUUGUUGCUCUGGCAGAAGUCCAGCCUUCUGCCAAAAGGGAAGGCUUUGUAACUGUCCCUAAUGUGACAUGGGCUGAUAUUGGUGCUCUGGAAGAUAUUAGAGACGAGCUUAUAAUGGCAAUAUUGGCACCUGUCCGCAACCCAGACCAGUUCCGAACUCUUGGUUUGGGGUCUCCAGCUGGCAUCCUCCUAGCCGGUCCUCCUGGAUGUGGAAAAACUCUGCUAGCAAAGGCUGUGGCAAAUGAGUCUGGACUAAAUUUUAUAUCUGUCAAAGGCCCUGAAUUAUUGAAUAUGUAUGUUGGUGAGAGUGAACGUGCAGUACGACAGGUUUUUCAGCGAGCCAAGAACUCGGCACCCUGCGUGAUAUUUUUUGAUGAAGUGGAUGCUUUAUGUCCUCGGAGAUCAGACCGAGAAACAGGUGCUAGUGUUCGCGUGGUGAAUCAGCUGCUUACCGAGAUGGAUGGUUUAGAAACACGCCAGCACGUUUUUAUUUUGGCUGCCACUAAUAGACCAGAUAUCAUUGACCCCGCCAUUCUGCGCCCAGGCCGGCUGGACAAAACACUCUUCGUGGGUUUGCCACCUCCAGCAGACCGUGUUGCCAUAUUAAAGACUAUUACAAAAAAUGGCACCAAGCCUCCACUGGAUGAAGAUGUAAAUUUGGAAACAAUUGCUAAUGACCUUCGCUGUAAUUGCUAUACGGGUGCAGACCUUACUGCUUUAGUUCGAGAAGCUUCUCUCUGUGCCCUGAGACAAGAAAUAACAGGACAAAAGAAUGGAAUUGGAACAGGUGAGCUUAAGGUCAGCCAUAAGCACUUUGAAGAAGCUUUCAAGAAAGUGAAACCAUCCGUAUCAAUAAAGGAUCAAAUGAUGUAUGAAGCUCUGCAGAAGUCCCUCAGUCAGUGACAUUUGCGGUACCUGGCAUGGAGGUGUCUAAUGGGUGGAACUCACCACGAAUCACACUUGCUCUGAAGGGUCUACUUUCAGCUUGAUACAGAUGAUCUUAUUGUAAGCAUUUUCUUUUCAAGUUAAUGAGGCCCAAUUGAAGAAAAUGGUUUUCCCAUCUGACCAGCUUUGUGGAGAACCUCCCUACCUCAUUUUUAAGAAAGAGAAAAAAGAACUGAUAAACCUUACUUAAAUAAAAUUUUACUUUGAACUACCUUGA